CAAGACACUAAACCGUCCCUCUGGCACUCGUUGGUUUGGUCUAGCACUACGAGUAUGCUUUUCGCGGGGCUUUCAACCUCAGUGGGAGGUUGUGCCAGGCUCCGGCAAUGAGCAGGGAAACUAGGACCCAACGGAAUGAGACACCCCGAUCAAUCGGGGCCGAGUCAGUAAAAAUAAUUUAACCGGGUUGGUAGACGCCUAUUGACCGACCGGUGAUGUCCCACCAAUUUCUGCAGCUAUAUGCGUGGGCAAGAUGCUAUGCUAUGCCGACUCAACAGGCCUGAAACUGCCGGACUGAAGAACAUGUCUGGCAACGCGCCUCAACGGAAAGUUGUUGGUAAUAGUUGCCAGGCAUUCAGCGCGGAAGCUAUGUCAGCCCCAUCAAAAUCGGCCUUAACAGGUUGGUCAGGCAAGGACAUUGCCAGUCCACCUCGAUCUGCUUCUGACUGAUGCGAACAACACAGCGGGCAGUUGCUUCUUUAUCCUCUGUACUGAUAGACGUUCAAUCCAGCUGCUUGCAGACCUGGCCAAGGGGAACGGAGAUGCCACGGCAGGGUAUCCGGCUGACAUAGAGCGCAUGAUUGGCAUGCUGCUCCGACAUAUCAGUGAGAGAGCGACGGAGUAUCCUGAUUUCCGAAGCAGUAAUGCCGCCAGCCUGAACAGUUUGUCCGUAGACUGCACAAGAACAAUAGAAGCAAUAGGGCCGCGAGUGACCAAACGGCAAGAAAGGAAAUGAUGAACCGCGCCGCUCGAUGGGUUUUCUGCCACCGCCCUGGCGCCC
Messenger RNA from Aspergillus welwitschiae, 781 nucleotides. RefSeq lists its product as uncharacterized. The transcript has a single exon. The annotation marks the transcript as partial. NCBI's taxonomy places the organism in Eukaryota, Fungi, Ascomycota, Eurotiomycetes, Eurotiales, Aspergillaceae. The record is from RefSeq and is a predicted model, not a curated record.